Messenger RNA from Malania oleifera, 3733 nucleotides. RefSeq lists its product as uncharacterized. Bases 539 to 3307 code for a protein of 922 amino acids. The transcript is spliced from 9 exons. Lineage: Eukaryota; Viridiplantae; Streptophyta; Magnoliopsida; Santalales; Ximeniaceae. The record is from RefSeq and is a predicted model, not a curated record.
CCACUGGGUGAAAUUCAAUGACCGUAUUGACAUGCACAGGUAAAAAAAAUCCAUAAAAUUACCGCGGCGGACCUUUCCUCCAAUGCAACAAACAAAGCCGCAGCAAAGUAUUAACCUGUAUUUGCCACGCCGUCUUCAAUUUCGCAAACAGGCGUGGAGGGGAGAGAGAGAAGGGUCGGAGGCAGAAUCAGAGAGAGAGAGAGAGAAUCCAGUGAGUAUUAAGUGGCGGUGGGUUUGAUGAUUUGAUUCUUCUCCGACGUUUUUUUAGUUUUGUUCAUUCUCUGCGAUUGAUUGCAAUCCCGCACAACGUCGUUUUGCUGCAAUUUCUCUGUCGUUUUGUCCGCGCCUUCAAUCCGCCGCGUCUCUUGGGUCCCGAUCGCCUGCGAUCGUGUGUUUUUCGAAUCUUGCAUCGCCGGAUAUCGGCCGUGGACGCCAUGCUCGGGUUCCUGAUUCGUGCCCCGGCGGCUCCUGAAACCGUCUCUGGGGUGUUGGGUUGGUGAGGGAUUCUGGUUUUGCAUUGGGGAUAUUGGGUUCUUUAAUGGGCGAUAUUCGAGAUUGGUUGCCUGAACCAAACGGUGCCUUGAUCGAAGAGAGGCCGGUCCCGUUGUCGUCGGCGUUGUCUCUUUCGCCCAACCCGAGCCCCAACCCCAACCCCAACCCCAACGCCAACCCCAACCCAAGCCCGGCGUCGAUUGGUGCAGAGCGGUGGCGGGUAGCCGAGCAGGCGACGCAGGGGAUCAUCUGCCAGGUUCAGCCCACUGUUGUGUCGGAGGUGAGGAGAAGGGCAGUCAUAGAUUAUGUGCAGAGGCUGCUCAGAGUUUAUGUGGGUUGCGAGGUAUUCCCAUUUGGUUCAGUACCACUUAAGACCUAUCUUCCUGAUGGAGAUAUUGAUCUGACUGCCUUUGGGGUUCCAAAUGUUGAAGAUGCUUUGGCCAGUGAUGUGUCUUCUGUCCUUGAAGGAGAAGAUCAGAAUAGUGAUGCAGAGUUUGUAGUAAAGGAUGUCCAAAUUAUUAAUGCGGAGGUUAAGCUUGUGAAAUGCCUAGUGCAGAACAUUGUAGUAGAUAUUUCCUUCAAUCAGUUGGGGGGGCUUUGUACGCUAUGCUUUCUUGAACAGGUUGAUUGCCUCAUCGGCAAAGAUCAUCUUUUCAAACGCAGUAUUAUAUUGAUCAAGGCUUGGUGUUAUUAUGAAAGCCGUAUUCUGGGUGCUCAUCAUGGUUUGAUUUCUACAUAUGCUUUGGAGACGUUGGUUCUGUAUAUUUUCCAUCUUUUUCACUCAUCCUUGAAUGGUCCUUUAGCGGUUUUAUAUAGAUUUUUGGACUAUUUUAGUAAAUUUGAUUGGGACAACUACUGCAUCAGCGUAAAUGGUCCAGUCCGCAUAUCCUCACUGCCAGAAAUCGUGGCCGAGAGACCUGAUAAUGGUGGCCUUGAUUUGUUGCUUACUAAAGACUUCCUCAGGGAAUGUGUGGACAUGUUCUCAGUACCAUCAAGAGUACAUGAGACAAGUUCACGAACAUUUCUCCAAAAGCAUCUCAACAUAGUUGAUCCUCUUAAAGAAAAUAACAACCUUGGUCGCAGUGUCAGCAAAGGGAACUUUUAUCGAAUUCGCAGUGCUUUCACAUAUGGUGCUAGAAAAUUGGGACGGAUCCUCCUGCAACCCGAAGAGAACAUAGCUGAUGAACUCCAAAAAUUUUUCAUGAACACUUUGGAUAGGCAUGGGAGUGGACAGAGGCCUGAUGUCCAAGAUCCACUACCAAUGUCUGGUUUCAAUGGAUUUGGCCCUGCAACCUCUAUUGAGGCAUGUCAAGAAGAUAAGACACUUUCCAUAUCAAAGUUUGCUGAUUCAGGUGGCACAACUAGAGAAUAUAGGUUUGCUCCUGAGGGAUUAUUGCAAAAUGGAGUCGAUGAUAAUAGGAUGUCUCUGAUGAAAAUGAAAGUCUCCAAAACCUUUAAUGAACUACAGAAAGGCUCUAAGGAAGUGCUUCCCUCAACAGUUUGGUCUGAAGCUGACUAUUUUGCAAAUGGGACUGCUGUCUCAGGCUGCCGUCUCUCUGGGGAUGCGAAGGACCUUGCUACCUCCAGGGUGAGAAGUCUUGGAAUUUCAGAUGAUGCACCUAAGUAUUCCCCUCUGGGUGGUGAGGAGAGCAUUUCUCUGCUGGGUAAAGCUCAUCAUGCACCCCAUCUCUAUUUCUCUCCCUCACUGAUGGGAGAUGCAAAACUGAGUAAUGGAAACCCUGAUUACAAACAGGAAGAGAGCUCUGAUGAUGCAUACAACAAAGCAUCUUCUGAUCUACGACAAAUGCCUUAUGAGAAGACAGGAGUUUUAGUAAGUUGUGAGCUAGAUGAGAACCAGUUGGUACGAAAUAAUGAGUUUCUGACCUCUGCUGGAUCAAUCGAUAGUCCUCCAAUUUUGAGUCCAGUUGCUUGUUCCCCAAAAGAUUUAUAUCAUGGUCAACAGGACAGGGCCUCAGUUGGCACACUUGCAACUUCUGAAGCUUUAAACUCCAUCUCGGAUCUCAGUGGAGAGUAUGAUGCUCACUUUAAUAGUCUGCAAUAUGGUCGGUGGUGCCAUGAGUAUGCUGUUGGCGCUCCUGUUUCUCCAAUGUCCUUACCGAUGCCUUCACAGUUUCACAGCAAAAAUUCAUGGAAUUCGAUGCAAAGACCACCGCAAUUCAGGCGGGGUGUGUUUUCUCGUAUGAAUACUAACGGUAUUGUUCCAAGACCGGCAUUCUACCCCCUGACUCUACCUAUGAUACCUGGUUCAGCCUAUGGCAUGGAGGAGUUACCAAAGCCGCGAGGAACAGGGACCUAUUUUCCCAACACGAACCAUCAAUUCAGUAGGCCAAGAUUUUCAUCAGCAAGAGGGAGGAAUCAUGUACCUGUGAGGUCUCCUCGUAACAAUAGUCGGGCUGCUACUCCCCCAGAGGAAAAUUUGCUAGAUAGAAGCAGCCGUGAGGUGCCACAAGCACAAUUUCUGGUUCAUCAAGGCAGUGGAAAUUUUGGGUCUUCUGAUUUCUACCACUCUCUUUCCCCCGGCAGGAACGAUCACCCUAGCCCCAACGGUUUAUUGCUCUCGACUGAGAAAUUAGUUGAAUUUGGGUCUAUUAGCAAAUUACAAUUAGGGCCACCACCCAUUGGGAGCAGCAGGUUACCAAACCCUGGCACUUCCUCCACACAAAAUUCCAGUCUAAGCCCUUCGACACCAGGCACACAAAGGACAAAACCGGUAUUGGGUACGCUUGAGGAUAGGAUUGCAGCACGGUCAUACCGUUUGAAAGAUGAAGAUGAUUUCCCACCUUUAUCAGCAUGACUGCAGUGGGACCGGUUGUUUAUAUUGAUGGUUUUGAGAUAUAAACAAAUGGAAUGAUAAAUGCUCUAACAAGACAGCCCGAGCCUGAACUUUUGGCCAAUAUAGCUCCAGCCCAAUCAUUUUGAAGCUUGUUUAAAGGGUUUCCUUUUUCCUGAUAUGGUUCUGAGGCAUUGUGUACAUUUUGCUAAUUAUUUUUACCCUAACUCUGAUAUUUUUGCCUUAAAUCGAGUUGUUUAUAUAUAGGAUGUUUAAAUGAUGGCUCUCAUCCAGCAGGCCCUUCUUGGGUCACCAUUGUGCACCCCACUCCAUUUUCUUCUUCUGUAGUUGUAAGUUAGAAAACACGGUGCAUUGUUGCUGAUGCCUGAUGUAACUUAAUAUUUGAAAAUGUAUGUUCUUUUUGCAGCUGGAGUGAUGCUGUUUAUUGCC